AUCAAGGCCGGAGGCGUCAAGUCAGGAUUCAACCACGUGGACAAGGGAGCCUUCCAGCCGCGUCUCAUCCAUGUCAAGGGCAAGAGGAACCCCCGGUUCUCUGAGUGUUCAAACAUCGACUGGGAGCAGAUGAACAAAGGCGAUUGCUUCAUUCUCGACCUGGGACAAGUUAUCUUCCCCUGGCUGGGCUCGGAGUGUAACCGAACAGAGAAGAUGAAGACUCUGUCACAUUGUCGUAAGCUGAGAGAUGAGAGAGGAGGCAAGUCCAACAUCGUGUUUGUUGACGACGGGGAAGAGGAUAAGCUGGACAAUGAAUCAAAACAGGUGCCGAGAAGAGGAGGGGACCCUCCGUAUACAGGAAGUCAAGCCAGGUCCUUUGUCCCGCAAGGAUUUGUUGUCAGAUGAUUCCUUCAUCAUAGACAACAGCCCGUCCGGAGCCUGGCUGUGGAUCGGCAAGAAGGCGUCGCCCAAGGAGAAAAAGGAGGCCAUGAGGAAUGCCGUGGGUUUCCUGAAGAAGAAGGGCUACCCGUCAGACACCAAGGUCACCCGUGUGGUGGAGGGGGCGGAGCCGGCAGACUUCAAGUGUCUGUUCAAAGACUGGCCACAACCACCACCGCCUGGCAAAGUCUACACCAGGAGUAGGAUAGCCAAAACUGUGCAGACCAAGUUUGACGCGGCCACCCUUCACAGCAACAUUGCCCUGGCCGCAGAGACACAGAUGGUGGACGACGGAUCCGGCAAAGUGGAGAUCUGGCGUAUCCAGGACUUUGAGAUGGUUCCUCUGGAGAAGAUCCACUACGGGGAGUUCUAUGGAGGAGACUGCUACGUGAUUCUGUACACAUACAGUGUGCAGGGGAGGGAAGCCUACCUCAUUUACUACUGGCUGGGCUCCAAGUCGACGGCUGACGAACAGGGCACAGCGGCCUUGAUGACCGUCCAGCUGGACGAUAAGUACGGAGGAGCUCCCGUACAGGUCCGCGUGGUUCAGUACAAAGAGCCGCCACACUUUAUGGCCAUGUUUGGGGGCAAGAUGGUGAUCUUUGAGGGCGGCAAAGCGGGCUGGACGCGGUCACGAGACAAGCAACAGGUGAACGGAGAGGACUACAACGGGCCAGGUGAUAAGUACAUGCUGCAGGUGCGGGGAACCUCAGCCCUCAACUGUAAAGCUGUGCAGGUCCCCCUGCGUGCAGCGUCCCUCAACUCCAACGACGUGUUUGUCAUCUUCACCAAGAGUGCCGUGUACAGCUGGGCGGGCAAAGGCUGCACCGGCGACGAGAGGGAGAUGGCCAAGAACAUCGCUGCCAGGUCCCCACGAGCUUUAACAAAUGUUUUUGAAGGACAAGAGAAAGAAGAUUUCUGGAAUGUUCUUGGGGGAAAAGAAGAGGCCCCCCGAGGAAAUAAAACCCCGGGGGGGGGUCUUUUUUCCUCUUCGGGGGAUGAAGGCAGCCACCCUCCCAGAUUGUUCCAGCUGUCGAAUGCCAAAGGAUUCAUCAGUGUGGAGGAAAUACACGAGUUUGUGCAGGCGGACUUGAUCGAGGAUGACAUCAUGAUCCUGGAUGCCUGGGACUGCCUGUUCAUCUGGCAGGGCAAGGGAAGUAACAAGACAGAGAAAGACGAGUCACAGAAAUGUGCCUUGGAGUAUCUGAAGACGGACCCAGCGGGCCGGGACGAGGACACGCCCAUCUACAUCGUCAAGCAGGGACUGGAACCUCCGUCCUUCACAGGGUUCUUUGGUGUCUGGGACAGGGACUUGUGGAGUAAGGGCAUGAGCUUUGAGGAGAUGAAGAAACAGAUUGGUGAGGGGAACAUGCCCAUUGCUCAAGUCAAAGAGAGUGUGUCAAACGGUGACCAGGAUUUCAACGAAGUGCCUAAGUACUCGCUGGCUGAACUACAGGUCGCUCUGGAGGAUUUGCCAGCGGGAGUCGACCCGUCCGCCCGGGAGAUCCACCUUCGUGACGAUGAGUUCCGGAAAGUUUUCAACGUGUCCUACAACGACUUCAACAAGAUGGCCGCCUGGAAGCAGAAACAGCUGAAGAAGAGCGCGAAACUAUUCUGAGUGGACGCCCGUGUAGACAUAAGCUUAUCUCAAUUUUUAUCAAAUUUAGGGUCUGCCUAUUGCCAGGGUCAUCGCUUUAUGGUGUGUUUAUUUCUUUAUCCUCUCUCUCCUCUCCUCACUUUGUCCCAGUUAUGUUCUCGUACUUUUGUAAGAUAAACGGUUUGUUGAACGUGAGUUGGUCUUUUAAAAAAUCUUUUCUGUCAAUUUCUCCCUCUCACUCUCACCUUUUUCAAAGAUAAAACUUACAAGUUUCUAAAUUUUUUCUCAUUUUCUUCUCAUACUUGUACAGAAAGUUCUUGCUUCUUUAUAAUUCCUUUCUUGAAAAUGUUCGGGUCAGGAAAAGCAGUCAGGCUUACUGCUUGCGGAAGGUUAGUCAGCCAGGCACGAGUUAGUCAGCCAGGCACGAGUUAGUCAGCUAGGUGUGAGUUAGUUAACUAGGCAUGAGUUAGUCAGCUAGGCACGAGUUAGUCAGCUGGGCACGAGUUAGUCAGCUGGGCAUGAGUUAGUCAGCCAGGCACGAGUUAGUCAGCUGGGCAUGAGUUAGUCAGCCAAGCACGAGUUAGUCAGCCAAGCACGAGUUAGUCAGCUAGGUGUGAGUUAGUUAGCUAGGUGUGAGUUAGUUAACUAGGUGUGAGUUACUCAGUCAGCCAGGCAUGAGUUAGUCAGCCAGGCAUGAGUUAGUCAGCUAGGUUUGAGGUAGAUAGCUAUGUGUGCUGAGUGGCUUUGAAGGCGCGAGACUGUUAUAAAUACAUUUUGUAUCUGUCUGAACUGUGACUUACCUCACUGUUUGUGGACUGCGUAGUUAUGGUUCCUGCUCUACUUAACGUGUGUGUAGGCUUACAAAGAGGGCCAAAAUUCCUUAACUUUCUGUCCAACUCUGUCAACUCUGUGGUUUCAUUACUGGGUAUGAUGACAUCCCAGGAUGUGAAAGAGGAAUGUUUUGGUGACUGAACUACAACAAUAGUUUGAAGAUAAGAUGUCCUUUUUUUGUCCUUUUUUUUGGUCCUUUUUUUUGUCUUUUUUUUGUUGCGCGCUAGGUUUUUCUGUAAUGUUUCGUUGGCUUAGUUGACGUGCCGAUGUGUACUAUGCUCUCAUUCUCGUGGGAGACGAGAUUCCUGUUCCUUUAUUUGUAGGAACAGAAAAGAUACUUGACAAUUAAUUUUAACGAUGUAUUGUCUCUAAAUGUAGCUUGCAAUUAUUGGAGUGAAAGAAAAGAUGUACGCCUAUUUUUUCUUUGAAGUCAACUGUCACCAGUUAGUCUAAAUCAACAGUAGCAGCUACCAGAUGUCUGAACUUUUCGUUUUAUUGAGUUAGAAAAGGGCAGUAGUGGUUGGGGAGGGGGGGGGGGAGUGUCCUAAUGUUUUCGACGUGGAAUUUGUAUGAUCUGAUGUUCUUCUGUUCCUUUGGAAACCUAUUUUGGAUCAUCGAGUCAAGAUGACAGAGGAAAGAAUCCAUCGAGUCAAGAUGACUGAGGAAAGAAUCUUCUGGACAGAUAUCGAGUCAAGAUGACUGAGGAAAGAAUCCCUUGGACAGAUACUGGGGAUGGGUGAUGAGUGUGAGAGGGAUGAACAGAAUGAAUUUGUCUCUAUUGUAGCAUCACACUGGCAAAGCCCUGUGACACACUUACGCACGCACACACACAUACUUCCUUUACACACACACACACACACAAACACACACACACACACACACACACCUAUAGACACAAACACACACACACACACACAAACACAUACACACACACACACCUAUAGACACACACACACACUCACACACACCCACACACAUUCCCCAUGCUGUGAAGUGAUUCAUUAAUUCACCUUGGCAAUAUUGCUGUGAUUACUAUCAUCUAUUUUUGUCAUGUUUCCUACUAAGAAAGCUGCAUUUAAGUUUGUACUUCCACUUCUGUUGCUUCCAGCAAUAAACACAUUUUUUAGCUUGGUUUGUGUAUUUCCUUUUGAAUGCAUGAAUAAUACCAUAAAGUUGAUGUUUCUUUGUAUAUUGCUGCUGCCUUCAUUCGACGUUUUCUCUCGUUGUUAGUUCAAAAUGUAAUCUCUACGAUCCAUAGAUGACGUUCCACUACUCUAGGUUUGUUAUUUAUACUAUAUACAUAUAUAUAUAUAUAUAUCUCUCAUAUAUUUUGUACAUGUUUUUCUGUGCGUGUUAGAGCAAUGUUCUACUGCCUUACUGUGUGUUGUAAUCUCAUGGUAGGUUGUGACGUGUGCGUCUGUUCAUAGGUUGUGACCUGUGCGUCUGUUCAUAGGUUGUGACCUGUGCGUCUGUUCAUAGGUUGUGACCUGUGCGUCUGUUCAUAGGUUGUGACUUGUGCGUCUGUUCAUAGGUUGUGACCUGUGCGUCUGUUCAUAGGUUGUGACCUGUGCGUCUGUUCAUAGGUUGUGACUUGUAAUGUGCGUCUGUUCAUAGGUUGUGACCUGUGCGUCUGUUCGUAGGUUGUGACCUGUGCGUCUGUCGAAAGAAUACAAGGUGGGAAGUAAAUAUCAAGUUUUUCAGGAGAAGCGAAGAACUGUCUUAUUCUAAACUAUGGUACAUUCUUUAACUUUGACUUUAACUUAGUCUUUUUGUUUGUUUGUAAUUUCCUCUCUGCUUGUGUAGCUGUGGGCGUGGGCGUGGACGUGGGCGUGGGGUUACCGUCAAUGAUGUGACAGAAAGCAGAAAGUAUCUCCUGUACUGUGCUGGCACUUUUCUCCUCUUCAGAAAAAACUAUUGCAAUUUGAUUCACAAUUUAUUUUAUUCUAUUACUUUUUCAGCCUCAGAGAGUAGCGGCUAUGAAGAGUAUAGUUGUGAGACAUGUGCAUACCUGUGUUUGUUUUAGUUUUAGUAGGAAUUUUACGGCACUUGUAACACAUAAGGUCGUACGAGUGCUGAAGAUUCGAAGUGUUACAAGAGAGUAACAAACACGAAAUAGAAGGAGGAGAAAGAUAAGGAUGAUAGAUGUUUGAUAGGAAAGAGCAAACCACACCAGAGCACCUGCUAACCAACCAACCGCCCAGAUGAGUUCACUGUCUUCAUCAAAUGUUUCUGUACCAGCCGCAGUGAAAAAGGAAAGAUACUUUGUACAUUAUGGGAGUGCUCUGUUAGCUUUGCUCAGUUAGUAUUGUGCCCGACAACGGAGCGGAUGGCCUUGGUUGGAAUCCCAGUCCGAGCAUUCUUGAACUCUGGUCAUUUUGUGGAGUUCUCAAGGCUAUCUGUAACCCGUUUGGCUCAGUCCUAUAUCGGAGACUUAUGUUGACUUGGAAGGUCCUGCCUCUUGAAUACCCAAAAUAGUGUUGAUAGGGCGUUAAACCUGUACACUUUACUGCACAGUACAGAGAGAAUGACAAGUCGAUCUUUACGGCUGUGACUUUUUUUUCAUCUGUAGAGGUUCAUGUUGAAGGCUGAGAAUGUUGGGUGGAAGUUUUUGGGUUGUGCGUUAAUUUUCUUUUUUUUUUUGCUUUGCUUUAUUCAGAAUCACUUCUUAGACCUCCGCUUUUGCAGUAAAACAUUACACAGUACAUUCCUGUCCCCUUCUGCAGUGUGAAGAGUUGAUCUGUGUAAGCUGAGAAAUGUUUCCUUAGUACUUUCCUGUAGUGUGCUUGUUUGCUUCUUUAAUUAUCAUGGCAGGACUUAUGCUAUCUAGAAUUCACUAUUUACGUCGUCUGAGGAAAUAGUAGACAUUUCUUCAAUAUCAUACCACAACAUUCCUAUGAUUAUUUUUCUAAUUGUUUUGUUUUGCGUAGCAACAUUUUGAAGCUCAAGAUGCUUUUGUGUCUUCUUGUUCCUUCCCAGUAAACAAUUUUGUGAAUCGUAUAUUAUAUCUAUAUAUAUAUAUAUUAUUAUUAUAAAUGAAUUAUGACGUUAUUUUGUACAUUGUUCGACCACGCUCCGUGAAGCAAAGUAACCACUGUAUGAUGACUGUAUGGCAAAGUAACCACUGUAUGAUGACUGUACUGUGUGGAUUUAUUGUGAAUCAAGUGGAGGAGAUUGUGACAGAGACAGAGAGGGUUAUGUUAUCUGCCUGUUCUUGUGCUGUGUGGGUGUUGUAUAUACAUGACAUUUCAAAGUUCUUGUGCUGUGUGGGUGUUGUAGACAUGACAUCUCAAAGUUCUUGUGCUGUGUGGGUGUUGUAGACAUGACAUCUCAAAGUUCUUGUGCUGUGUGGGUGUUGUAGACAUGACAUCUCAAAGUUCUUGUGCUGUGUGGGUGUUGUAGACUCAGAGCAGUCGCGGUAGAAGUGUGUGGUAAAAAUGAAUGAAACUUCAAAACUAAACAAAAAUAAGAAUGAUAUUGAAAAAAGAUCAUUUCAACCAAGCAUUAUAAUUAUUAUUUCUAAAGUUGUUUUGUUGAUUAUUUGGAGAACAUUUGUUCUUUAAUUUAUUGAACGUGUGAAAAUUCUGUAAGACAGUCGUGACAUUGCAAUGAUUGUAUUACUGUUACAUUACGUGGUAUUUGUGGGUUGGUCUUCUGCCUCUGGCUCUAAAUGUUCUCCUUCAAAAAUAAGAAAUCAAAUUAUGUAGUUGAAGUCCAUUGGGUUGAAAAAAUGGGCUAGAAUUAAUUAUUUCCUGAUUGACUGUUUGACAUGAUCUCAGAGACAAACUUUUCUCAUUUUUAUUUUUUCAUAGCUCGAUUACUGAAAACUUUUUACCAAAAUGUUGAGUAACCUUACACCGAUUUUUUUCUCUGCUUACCCCUCCCUGGACCUAAGAAUACGACAGAGUUUGGGCUUUUUCCUCUGGGUGAAUGCAGCUGAACAGUGGUUUACUUUUUAGAUAUGACACCUAGAUUUUUGUGGGUUUUUUUGUUAAGUCGAUGAUGGAUCUUUUUGUCCCUUUAUUAAAAUAUCUUUAUCUUUUGCAAAUACUGAUAGUAGAAAGAUGAUUUUGUGAUUUGUAUUCACUGAGUGUUUUUUUGCUUUGUAUUUCUGUUAUUUGGCAGGUUGAUCUUUCCAUCUGUGACUUUUUUUCAUGUAUCUGUAGAGGUUCAUGUUGAAAUCAGCUCCCUCAAAACGACAGAUCUGUCUCGUUUCUUUUUUUUUUUCUCCUUCCACUGUAAAGAAACAUUUACUGAAAGUACAUUCCUAAUCUCAGUAAUGUGAUUCUCAUUAUAUCAUUAUAUGGUAAAUAUAUCAUGAGCCGGUUGAAGUGACAGUUUUAUAGAAGUUUUCCGCUUCAUUCAUUCCAAGUUUUGUGAUCAAAUAAAGUUGGUUGUGAACUUAUGAAACAAUUUAUGUACCGGUAUGAUCUCUAGAACUAGAAUCCAUGGAAAACAUUCACCUUACUGUAAAUCUUUUCAAUUGCUGCUUCCGUUUGUGAAAUUGAAACACUUUCCUGUUUAUUUCAAUGCGAGUGAAUAAUCAUCAGGUCAACAAUCUCCUAUCUUUUUUAUUUUUCCAAAUUGUGUGGUGCCCUGCUGCUUCUUGAAAUCUACUCUCCGCUUGCUGUAUGUACAGGCUAACUGUACAAAGUACAAAGUACUACAUACACAGUCAUGUACCACAUACACAGGCUAACUGUCCUGUCCAAAGGCAGUUUAGUUUACAUUGAUUUAUUUCUUACUGCGCUGAUUAUGUAGGCUAUAUGGAUUAUUUUCCCCUCUCCGAGAAUACAGCUGAACAAUGCUUUUCUUUUAAACUCUGAAAUCUGAUUUGAUUUAUUUUCUCUUUAACUUUAAAUGAUGGAUCUCUUGAUGUCCUUUAUCUUGGUAUCUCUUGAUGUCCUUUAUCUUGGGAUCUCUUGAUGUCCUUUAUCUUGGGAUCUCUUGAUGUCCUUUAUCUUGGGAUCUCUUGAUGUCCUUUAUCUUGGGAUCUCUUGAUGUCCUUUCUAUUGGGAUCUCUUGAUGUCCUUUAUCUUGGGAUCUCUUGAUGUCCUUUAUCUUGGGAUCUCUUGAUGUCCUUGAUAUUGGGAUCUCUUGAUGUCCUUUAUCUUGGGAUCUCUUGAUGUCCUUUAUCUUGGGAUCUCUUGAUGUCCUUUAUCUUGGGAUCUCUUGAUGUCCUUUAUCUUGGGAUCUCUUGAUGUCCUUGAUAUUGAAACUGGACUGAGCUUGUCAGAAUCAGAAGUCCCUUUUUUAUCAGAUUUUUUUGUUUGCUGUUUCGUCGUAAGGUCGUCAUAUCUCUGUUUUCUUUGUGGCCUACUUAAUUAAGUUGUCAGGUUUUUUUCACUCUAUAGCAAGAAAAUUGAAAUAGCUAUUACAGAAACAGAAAUUUCCCCAAAAAGGAUUUUACCUUUCAGGAAUGCAAAAAGAGGAGUUAUUUUGACAUUACUUUGAUAUUAGAUUGCAUGUUAUGCCUGUUGUUGUCUACAAAUGCAGUUUAGAAGGAGGUUUGCUGUGUUAUCAUGUAUAAGAGUAUCUUACCCUGUUUAUUAAAGAACCCCUUGACAACAAAUGGUGGCUCAAAGCUGAAAAAUGAUCACUUUUGAACAGAACGCAACAACCAAACACAGAAAUUGAGAACUUUUUUGUUUUGAAGGGAAUAGAUUUUUAAAAAGCCUUUCUCUUAAUGAAUACUAAGAUUAGUCACGGAUCAAUUCUAAGGGCCCACUGUCAAUAGAAAGUAAUAAAACAGAAACCAUGGAACCCUGACUGCAAUAUUUUAUCAAAGUGUACUGGUAUAUUUUCAUUGUGCAGUCUAUGUGAGUGCUUUUCUCUUGUCCUGUACAAAGCUCCCCCCCAAAAACAGGGGCUUGUCAAAUAAAUAAAAACUAACUGUGGAUUAAAAACAGGAGCUUGUCAAAUAAAUAAAGUUUAACAGUUUAUAACAGUGGAUUAAGUCUUGGGACUGUGGGGAGCAAAGAAAACCACAAGUAAUUUUUUCACAGAAAAUAAUAUAACGUACAUUCUUGCUGUCUCAUUAACCGUGUGUUAACUACUGCUAGUGUCAUUUUCAAAUAGGGUGUAUAUUUCAGAAGGUAUGUGUACUGUACCAUACCGUACACUUUUGUUGCAAAUCUCUGGUACUGUUGAUGCAGCUGAAUACGAUGAAAAGGAUCUGAGCACAGUAUCCUCAUGUUGUUCUUUGGCUUCCUGUACAUGGCUCAUUUCUACAGGGUAAUGUUAAAUGAGGUCACGCCGUCAGCUCUCUGUCUACCACAGACUUCUUGUCCUCUAAGUAAGUCCAGAAUUAUUGGAAGUUUUUCCCCACCAUAUCGGGCGACUGUUUGUUGGGACAAGAAGACAAAGAUUGUGGGAGUGUCGCAAAGUUGUUUUUUUCCAGUGUUUUGAAUCAUGUCACUGACUUUGAAUAUUUCAGGUGUGUUCAGUAUUACUUUUAUUUUGGUAUUGGAAUUUUUUAUUUUAGAAUCUCACGAGUUGAUUAGAUUUGAAUGUAAAACUUGCUUGUGACCUGUUCUUUGAAGGAAUAGAGUAGUGAGUAGCACAGUCAAAGACAUCUGUUUACAGUCAGCAGCACGUUCAAAGACACUUUAUAGAGACAACUGUACACUGUGAAGUCCGCCUAACACUUUGCAGUCACUUGGCGCAAUAAUGCGCAGGUGAAAAUUAUCCGUUCUAGUCACCUGGCGCAGUUCUGGAACAGGCCGGAGAAGUCUGUUGCAGUCACUCUCCUGGCUGGGUGACCAGAUGGGGUAUUUUGUGCUGCUGGCUGUGUGACUGCAAAAUGUUAAACAGAAUGUGUUUAAUCAGUAAACCGAAAGUAAAUAUAAUCCCAGGUGGUUUUUUUCCUUCUAUACAUGAACCACCUCUCUAAAUAUUGAAAACCUGACUAAAUCAUAGAAAAUCUGGCGAUGCCGCAGAUUCAGUUUCAGCAGCCUCCACUGUAUGUGGAGAAAAGUCCACGAAUGACUGCAGAGUCAGUUUCACAAGGAAAUUAUUGGAGGGGAGGGGAGGAGAGGAGAGGAGAGAGGAGGGGAAGAGAGGGGAUGACUAGAUGGCUGUGGUAGACAGCGUGACUGGGAUGGAGAUCUUCCUUCUCCCUACACCCACAAUAAUGAUUAACGAAUUAAUAAAUGAUGUUUGUUUCAUCUCCGUUUCCUCCACAUAAAUUUGUGAAAUUUUAAAUGUGAUAUUGUUUUUUUGAAAGAUGUGUUGUUUUUUUCUUUCAAAACAAGUGCUGGGUUGUACUUCUUUUUUUUCCUCCUCCUGACUGUUAUCUAGUUGUUAAACUAUGAGUGACUUUUUGUGAUAUGAUAUGUAUCAGAUUACUAUUUUACUUGUUAAAAAUCGCGUGCAGAUACUUUGUUCCUAACAUGUGUGACAUUUAUUAACAGAUGUUAAAGAUUCAAAAAUCCUUGUCUACCACCAUGCAAGUUUGGUAGAAAUUAGAAACCUCUUGUUGAUGAGCUGAUGAAGUAUUUCCUGUUCUUUGCAACAACAACAACAACAAUAACAGUGUAUCACUAAAUCUAUUACCUAUAUUUAUAAAUUUAAUUUUGCAAAGGUCAUAAUAUUAAUCCACGUUUUAUUUUGUCACAAUAACCACGGUCAUAUCAGGUCAUAUCAUAACAGCGUUGUUUUGUAAAGCCCUCAGUGAAAGGUCAGUCACCCUCAAUGAUCAAUGAAAGGUCAGUCACCCUCCUGUGUUGUUUGUGGUGUAGCCAACAACCUCUUUGGGUGUAGCCGAAGUAUUCAUCAUAUGUUUGACCUUUGACCUGUAACGUUUCCGUCGCAUGCACGUGUGAUGUGUGAGAUCACAGUCGCCCUUGGACUUGGUGGUGAUAUACUUCAGAUGAUGACACGUGUUCCCAACUAGUGUGUUUAGAUGUGUGUUGACUACUGUUGUUGUGUGUGUGCCUCAGUGUAUGAGUGUGUGUGUGCGUGUGUAUGUGUGUGAGUGUGUGUGUGUGUACUUGUGAGUGGGUGUAGCAGUGUGCCAGUUUCAGCUAACAGAUGGAUUGACGAUUGUGAUUGUAGUACUUGAUUUGUAUACAGAGUAUAUCAAUCUUUUGGAAUAAAUAACACGUUAUUAAUAAUUAUCAUGAAAUAAACUUGCAUUAUUAUAAUACCU
Molecule: messenger RNA, 11012 nt
Organism: Aplysia californica (California sea hare)
Lineage: Eukaryota; Metazoa; Mollusca; Gastropoda; Aplysiida; Aplysiidae
Product: advillin
Biological process (GO): barbed-end actin filament capping; cytoskeleton organization; actin polymerization or depolymerization
Cellular component (GO): cytoplasm; actin cytoskeleton
Molecular function (GO): actin filament binding; phosphatidylinositol-4,5-bisphosphate binding
Source: RefSeq, a predicted model, not a curated record